UUAUAGAAGGAAACAUGAACCGUUAUAGCAGCCACAGGAAAACUCAAAUAUGCAACCGGGCGUAUAGACGACAAAAAAUAGGAAGGUAAGUCAAGCGAUAAGAGGGCGUAUAGAGAAGAGGGUAAUGGCGUUUCGGCCAAAUUUCUUUCUCAGGCAACCUUCAUAGCUGCUCCUUUCUGCAGGAACGAUCCGUUCGUGGUUAUCUUUUAUUUUGGCGUAUGGUUGAAUGGCACUAUUGCGAUCAGUGAUGGUUCGUGCGUGGGAGUUUCAGGCCUUUCGAAUUGGGAAGAUUCAACUUUUGCGUUUUCUGUUAGUAGAUUGAUCUCACCUCAUGUUCAUUCAAACAAACACUGAUCUGAGGCAGGGAAUAACAGGUGUUACGUUCUCCCAUCCAAGGAGAUGCCAAUAUUCCCACAGACUGACUGGAACAGGUUCAUAUUUUCCAGCUUGCCUAGAUGUCUUUAAUCUAACCAGACUUAGCAAGCUCCACUCGCAGGCAAACAAAACAGACAAAGGUUUUAGAUAUACAAAAAUAUCAUCUGAAUUUAUGGAGAAGCCAGGAAGCAAUUUAGUAAUCAAAGAAAACUUGCAAGAUUUGCCUCUUUCACCUGCAUAUGAAACUGUGAUGGAAGCACUUUCCUCUCUCAUUACUACCAAAAAACGUGGAGAUAGACCUGCUGUUGAGCCUAAAUAUAGGAAAUUGGAUGGGAUGAUGAUGUAUAUUAAGAUUUUAGGCUUGGAGGAACAUAUAGCUGGCCUUAACAUUAUCCAUGUUGCUGGAACUAAGGGAAAGGGGUCAACAUGCACAUUCUGUGAGGCCAUUCUACGGGAGAGUGGUUUCAAAACUGGACUAUUUACAUCCCCUCACCUAAUUGAUGUGAGAGAAAGAUUCCGUUUGGAUGGGUUGGACAUAUCAGUAGAGAAAUUUUUACUGUACUUUUGGGAAUGCUGGAACCAGUUGAAGGAAAGCAUUUCAGAGGACUUGCCAAUGCCUCCACUGUUCCAGUUCUUUACUUUAUUGGCAUUUAAGAUAUUCAUAUCUGAAAAGGUAGAUGUUGCUAUUAUUGAGGUUGGACUCGGAGGGGAAAAUGACUCAACAAAUGUGAUCAAGAAACCUGUUGUCUGUGGCAUUACCUCUUUGGGCAUGGAUCACAUGGAAACGUUGGGGGAUACUCUUGGACAGAUUGCUUCACAGAAAGCUGGAAUAUUCAAGCCACAAGUUCCUGCAUUCACAGUACUACAGCUUUCUGAAGCAAUGGAUGUUAUUCAGGCAAGGGCCUGUGAACUGAUGAUUCCUUUGGAAGUGGUACCACCACUUGACCCUAGAACAUUGGGUGGCCUAACGCUAGGUUUGUCCGGUGAGCACCAGUUCAUCAAUGCUGGCCUUGCUGUUUCCCUUUGCAAAAGCUGGCUUCGUAGUACAGGGAAUUGGCAAAAGCUAUUCCAGAAUGGUAGCCAGGAAGACAUUUUGCCAGAAGCAUUUCUGAGGGGUCUUUCAACUGCAUGUCUUUCUGGAAGGGCUCAAAUUAUUCAUGAGCCUUCACUAAGCUCUUGCAGUUCUUCAGAAGUUAAAGCAAACUCUUCUGGCGAUUUAAUAUUUUACUUGGAUGGAGCCCAUAGUCCUGAGAGCAUGGAAGCUUGUGCAAGAUGGUUCUCUAGUGCUGUGAAAGUAAACAAGCAUUUAUCAUCAUCAUCUUCCUCCUAUAAAGUUGGCAAUGUGGAGAAACUGGGGGGAAAUGAUUAUACUCACCAUGAAAUGGACAAAGAAUCAGGCAAAAUACUAAAGCGGGUUCUUUUGUUCAAUUGCAUGGAGGUGAGAGACCCUCAAGUUCUUCUUCCACAGCUCGUGAAUACAUGUGCUUCCUCAGGUACUCACUUCUCUAAAGCCAUUUUUGUUCCAAGUAUGUCAACAUACAGGAAGGUUACUUCUGGUAUGUCUGUCAUUCCAGCAGAUACUCCUGCUAGGGACUUGUCAUGGCAAUUCAACCUCCAAAAAAUAUGGGAGAAGAUGAUCCAUGGGAAAGAUGCUGUUGCUGACAAGGGGUCUAAGAUCGAUGGUCUACAAACCUUACCACCUCAUGAAUUCUUGUACCAGGACUCAUCUCAUUGCAAUCCAGCAGAUAGGCAUUUUGCUUGCAGUGCAGUGAUUCCUACAUUACCAUUGACAAUUAAUUGGUUAAGGGAUUGUGCUAAAAGGUACCCUUCCCUUAGAAUCCAGGUUCUUGUUACCGGGUCAAUACAUUUGGUUGGGGACGUACUGAAGCUGCUGAGGAGAUGAUACAAAUUCAACUUGAAGAUGCUUCAACUAUUUCCUAUCCAAAGCCGUUCCUCAUCACAUGCGUUGAAUUAUUUUUUCUUUCUUCUUCAUUACUUUUAAUCUCUUACAUCCACAUUGUUUAAGCAGCCAAGUUUCUCAGUAGCUUAAGGCAGCUUUUACUGCAAAUUCAUAGCUGGUGUAAAUUACUCAAUGUUGUACGCACAAAAUAAGUGAUGAACCAUUGCAACUAUC
Messenger RNA from Diospyros lotus (date-plum), 2509 nucleotides. Its product is annotated as folylpolyglutamate synthase. Lineage: Eukaryota; Viridiplantae; Streptophyta; Magnoliopsida; Ericales; Ebenaceae. Gene Ontology annotation, biological process: tetrahydrofolylpolyglutamate biosynthetic process. The record is from RefSeq and is a predicted model, not a curated record. Gene Ontology annotation, molecular function: ATP binding; tetrahydrofolylpolyglutamate synthase activity. The transcript is spliced from 18 exons. Gene Ontology annotation, cellular component: cytoplasm; mitochondrion; cytosol. The coding region runs from base 332 to 2278 and encodes 648 amino acids.